Molecule: messenger RNA, 599 nt
Organism: Chara braunii
Lineage: Eukaryota; Viridiplantae; Streptophyta; Charophyceae; Charales; Characeae
Source: the annotation of a GenBank genome assembly
GCGAGGAAGAGGGAGCAGGCUGAGUGUGUGUGCAUCGAGUGUCGUGACCCUAUAGGYCGUGAGAUUGUAGCCAUGGUGCGGAGCAGCGGACUGUACGGCUACAGGCCUAGGUACCUCCACUUUAUCUGGAGGUGGGAGCGAAUGACUGAGGAAGGGCCUACCGUAACCGCGAUCCUGGAUUACAGCCGCUGUAAUCAGGAGGCGAGGAUAAGAACCAACGUCGAGGGGGGUAAAGAGGAUGAAAUGAGGGCAGAUCAAGGUUUGCAGAUGGCGAUUACGAAGGCUAAAGACCGAGCGGAGAGGAGGUGUAGAAGAGACGGCGUAACAAACGAGAUAAAAGUGAAAAUAGUGUACCACGAGCAGGAGUCGUCCACGGAUACAGCAGAGCGGGAACAACAACAUUUGGACCGCGAUACGGAGGCAGAAAGCGAGGCAAGCAAUUUAGAGGCCACGACCCCAUCUUGGCAUGGUCUAGGCCAAUGGCGACGGGAUGACCCGCCUGCCGAGCCUGUGGAAAGUGGCCCUGAGGCCAACUUGAGACAGAGAAGAAACCGGGGCCACUAGACGCAAAGARAGAGGUCAGCGCGAGUCGAAAGAGG